This is a messenger RNA of Arachis duranensis, 1107 nucleotides long. RefSeq lists its product as uncharacterized. The transcript is spliced from 4 exons. The coding region runs from base 1 to 1107 and encodes 368 amino acids. The record is from RefSeq and is a predicted model, not a curated record. Lineage: Eukaryota; Viridiplantae; Streptophyta; Magnoliopsida; Fabales; Fabaceae.
AUGCGACCAUGUUUUUUGCAACUGUACAUAUAUGAUACUGAUCACGAGUUGCAGAAUAGGAUGCUGGAGAACACACAACUACAUGAAACAUUGAUUUUCAAGUUACAAAAAUUGCUACACCGGUAUAAUCCUUUUCUCCAUAUGUUUCGCCAGCUUGCACAGCGGUCAGAUGUAGCAGCUAUAAUUGUUGGUGAUGACGUUGAAACAAUAAUUCAUGGGCGAGAUAUUAAGAUCCGUCCCAAUGAUCAUUCCACCGUAUUGCAAGCAGGGUCACUACUACAACAAUAUGUUGUUGAUAACUAUGUGAAAAUUGAAGGGGCUGAGUUAUACCAAGGCUUACAAUAUGCCUUGCACACAGGAGAAACGAAUGCAGAAAACGUUGGAAGAAAAAGAACAAAAUUACCAUCGUCGUUCAUUGGUAGCCGUCGCGACAUGACCCAACGAUAUGAAGAUGGAAUGGAAAUUGUUCUUAAAAAGGGCAAACCAGAUAUUUUUCUCACAAUGACAUGCAAUCCAUCUUGGACUGAAAUAACUUCAAAACUCAACCAUGUUCAAACUCCACAAUAUCGUCCAGAUCUAACAACAAGAAUUUUUCGAGCCAAAUUUAAACAGCUGAAAGAGGAUGUAAUUACUAAGGGUGUCUUGGGAAAGGUGAAGAGCUAUAUUUAUGUCACUAAGUUUCAAAAAAGAGGGUUGCCACAUGUACAUAUGUUGCUAAUCUUAGAAAAUAAUGACAAGUUAAUUGAUCCGGAGCAUUAUGAUAGUUUGGUACGUGCAGAGAUACCAUCUAAAGAAGUAGAACCACACCUACAUGAUGCAGUGCUAAAACAUAUGAUUCAUGGUCCUUGCAGAACACUUGAUCAAUCUUCACCUUGCAUGAAAAAAGGCCAAUGUAAAUGCAACUACCCAAAAGAGUUCGCAGCAGAAACACGAAGAGGUGACGACUCAUAUCCGCAAUAUAAGCGACAAUUCGACACACCAGUACCAAUUAACCAAAAUGUCACAGUUGACAAUAGAUGGGUAGUUUCGUACAACCCUUGGCUACUACUAAAGUAUGACUGCCAUAUUAAUGUUGAGAUAUGUAGUAGCAUCAAGAGUAUAAAGUAA